UACUCAUUAGAAAAGACUGUAUAUAAUAGAAACAAGGGGAAACGUCUCUGAAUUGCUUUUUUUCCUGAAUUUUAAACCACCAAAGAAAAAGUUUUUAUUUUUAUUUUUCAUACGCAGCUGCUCACAUUAUUACGCGCCACUCACUGUGAGACCUUGUGCUGCGUGGAGCGCUCCCUCCACGUCUCUCUCUCUCUUUAUCUCUCUAUUUUCAUCCUCCCAUUCUUCCCUCCGCGCCGGCAGGCUCCAGCUGGGCUUCUCCGACGACAAGCGCAAAAAAAAUCAAGGGAAAGGGAAAACGAGUGUGGAACAACAAUCAAGAAAAUACAAAGGGAAAAUAGAGAGUGCGACGGAGGCAUAGAGAGAGAGUGAGUGUGUCAGCGAGAGAAAGAGCGGUAAAAUACAUCGUUCCUCUCGGUCGCGGUCUUAUAAGUCUCUGACACGCAAAACUGAGCCGCCUCACUGUAGCGCGCAGGGCUGUGCGCUCCUUCAGCCAGCUAAUCCCGUGGACUAAAGCUCCGCGCUUGGCGUUUCAAGACGUCCUGAUGUGGAGUUCCAGCCGGGGGCGUUUCUGAAGACGGAUUUUAACACAGCUGAACUUCUCUCAACUUCUCCUCCCCUUUUUCACCGGUCGUCUGUUUAUCUGCUGCUCUGCCACCAGGAUUAAUAUGCUGAGUGGAGACGAUUAGCUGGAGACUGAAGACAUGGCUGAAAGGCAGCAGAAUUCUCAGAGUGAGCUUUGACAGAAUGGUCGAUUGCAUCAGCAAAGUCAUGCUGCACACGGCUGUCUCAUGCUGGCAACCAAUCCUGGGGCUGGCCCUCAUCCUGGUCUUUGUAGGCUCUGCCCUCGGCUGCCCCGCCCGCUGCGAGUGCUCCGCCCAGAGCAAGUCCGUCAUCUGCCACCGCAAGCGUCUGCUGACCAUCCCUGAAGGCAUCCCCAUCGAGACCCGCGUCCUGGACCUGAGCAAGAACAAGCUGCGGAGCGUCAACCCUGACAACUUCUCCUCGUUCCCUCAGCUCGAGGAGCUGGACCUCAGCGACAACAUCAUCGGAUCUGUGGAGCCUGGGGCUUUCAACGCCCUGGUGAACAUGCACAGCCUGAGCCUGAAGAGCAACCGCAUCAAGCUCAUCCCCCUGGGCGUGUUCACGGGCCUCGCCAACCUGACCAUCCUGGACAUCAGUGACAACAAGAUUGUAAUCCUGUUGGACUACAUGUUCCAGGACCUGCACAACCUGAAGGUGCUGGAGGUGGGCGAUAACGACCUGGUGUACAUCUCGCACCGAGCCUUCAGCGGCCUGCUGGGGCUAGAGAGCCUGACGCUGGAGCGCUGCAACCUCACCAUGGUGCCCACCGAGGCCCUGUCCCACCUGCACAACCUGGUGAGCCUGCGUCUGCGUCAGCUCAACAUCGCCCUGCUGCACCCAAACUCCUUCCGCAAGCUGUUCCGCCUGCGGCACCUGGAGAUCGACAGCUGGCCGGCCCUGGACAGCUUCCCCACCGACACCCUGCAGGGGCUCAACCUCACCACACUCUCCGUCACCAACACCAACCUGUCCUCCUUCCCCCACCAGGCCUUCCGGCAUCUUCCGUACCUCACACAUCUCAACCUGUCCUUCUGCCGCAUGUCGCACAUCCUGGGGGGCGCGAUGGCGGAGCUCGGGAGGCUACAAGAGCUGCACCUGGUGGGGUCGGGGCUUCUCACCAUUGAGCCUUAUGCCUUCCAGGGCCUGAGGUCACUGAGGGUCCUCAACAUCUCCCACAACCAGCUGGACACCCUGGAGCGCUCGGCGUUCCAGGCUCCGGAGGUCUUGGAGAAGCUUCUGAUUGACGGGAACCCUCUGGUGUGCGACUGCCGGCUCAUGUGGCUCCUGCAGCGUAGGCACUCCCUGCAGUUCGGCGAGGCCCAGCCCGAGUGCAGCACCCCCGAGGGAGUGCGCGGACGGCCCUUCCGCGAGUUCAAGGAGUCACUGCUCUCCUACUACGUGACCUGCACUAAGCCGCGGAUACGCCAAAACAAGACGCAGCUGCUAUUCGUGGAUGAGGGGCAGCCGGCUCGGCUGUUCUGUAGCGCAGACGGGACACCCCGCCCCGCAGUCACAUGGUUGACCCCCCGCCAACGCCACAUCACCAACAAGAACAGCGGCCGUGUCACGGUCCAUGCCAGUGGGACGCUGGAGAUCAAGGUGUCGGAGGUGCAUGAUAGCGGGGUGUACAUGUGCGUGGCGAGCAACGCAGCCGGAAACGACAGCCUGUCGGCCUCCCUCGCCGUUAAGAGCCUGGGGAUCAGCGACCGGUCGCUUUACGCCAACAGGACCUCUCAGUUCUACACUGAGCCCAACAACACGGCCACCAACGGGACCAACCUCUUCAACAUGACCUUUGGCUUGGACCUAAAGACCAUCUUAGUGUCCACAGCCAUGGGCUGCUUCACCUUCCUGGGCGUGGUGCUGUUCUGCUUCCUGCUGCUCUUCGUGUGGAGCCGCGGGAAGGGGAAGCACAAAAGCAACAUCGACAUUGAAUACGUCCCCCGCAAGUCCGCCGGGACGGGGGCAGAGGGCAGCGAGCAGGCCGGUCCCCGGCGCGUCAACAUGAAGAUGAUUUAACGCCACCGGGCCACACCAGGAACUACCGAGCGACGGGAACAAUGGCAGCCUAGACAGACUACUGCCCCCACAGGCUGGGAGGAUACAUGGGGAGAAUUUGGCACUGUGCGCUUGAGAGACAGACAGAUCGCGUACACUCCCUCCACACACUCUCCCACCGGACCUCAACCCACAGUCGGAAUAUCGGAAUACUGGAGGCAAUUCCUAACCUGCAUUUCAGCACCGAGCAUUUGCCUACUCAGAAUCCUGAAAUGGGGAACGUUACAGACCAAUGUACAGAACAUAUUUGUAUCUAAAAUGAAAAAAAAAAUGUAUUUGUUAAGUCUUGCAUCAUGCUUACCCCUUUGCGACAACGAGACGGAAAUAUCUUCACAAAUACAUACGUUUACAUAUAUAUACUUAAUGGCACAUUAUGUGUAUGUAUGUAUGCAUAUGCACAGUCUUUUAAAGCAAUAUUCACUGGAUACAGCUUCAGCUGAAUUGAAAAACACCCAAAAUCCAGCUUGUUGUGUCCUCACGUUGAUAGCUGCUGGAGAAUCACCAGAACGGAUUUGUGCUAUUCCAGUGCAAUUCUUGCAGUUAGCAACACAUCCGUUAAAUAAAGAUUUCACUGGAUAUUCAUUCUUAUAGGCCUCAAUCCCAAUAACAACAGCCACAGCAGUGACAGAAAUAUUACUGGUUGUCAUGACAAGUGACAUUUUGUAAUAUCAGGUUCUGUGAUUUUAAGACUUACUGAAGAAUAGUAUGUGUAUAUAUAUAAAAAAAUAAUAUAUAUAUAUACAGUACAUUUAUUUAUAUGGGAGUUACCAUUCUUGUUUCCUUAUAAAAUCACUGUUUCUCCUUUUUCAUUUUUCCUUCUUUCUUUGACCCCGGUCUUUCCGGGGACUUGCCUGGUGGCGUACAGGAUCACAUGUCCACGUCUCUGCCGUGAUAUGACCCUUAUUUUCCCUCCGAUCAGAAAUCUGUUGUGGUAGUACCCUCAUUUCUGUUGAUCAAUCAUUUAGAUUGUGUAAAGUUAAAAAAAAAAUCUGUAUGUUGAAUAAAGAAUUAAUUUGUAUCCUGA
Messenger RNA from Conger conger (European conger), 3664 nucleotides. RefSeq names its product leucine rich repeat and Ig domain containing 2b (gene lingo2b). NCBI's taxonomy places the organism in Eukaryota, Metazoa, Chordata, Actinopteri, Anguilliformes, Congridae. The record is from RefSeq and is a predicted model, not a curated record. The transcript has 4 exons. Gene Ontology annotation, molecular function: protein binding. The coding region runs from base 745 to 2601 and encodes 618 amino acids.